AUGGUUGAGCGUUUCCACCGCCAGCUAAAAACUGUACUGCGUGCCGCAGAAGAUCCCGAAAACUGGUCAGACAAUGUACCCGUUGCACUUCUUGGCAUUCGUGCGGCACUGAAGUCAGACUUGGACUGCAGCACAGCCGAAAUGGUUUUCGGCCCUACCCUCCGACUCCCGGGUGAGAUGGUCACCCCAACCUCUCGUGAUGCCGAAGAGACCCCCGAAAAUUUUGUGCAUCGUCUGCGACAAUUCAUGCGCUCGCUUUCCCCGGUUUCACCUCGAGCUCCAUCGACCGAGCCUUAUGUUGAAAAAGGAUUAGCCAACUGCACCCAUGUGUUCGUUCGGUGUGAUCGUGUGCGGAAGCCGCUAGAAUCACCAUACGAAGGACCGUUCCGUGUGCUUACACGUAACAGCAAGACCAUUCGGAUCCUGCGAGGUGACAAAGAGGACGUAGUCAGCAUCGACCGGGUCAAGGCUGCAGAGGAGCCCCCGGACGUGUCUCAAGGACAAGCAUGUGCUGACCCCAUACCUCCUCCCACUCCUUUUCCACUUCCCCCACCUAUCCCUCCGUCCCGUAUACUUCCUCUUCCUUCUUGUUCGCAGCAUCAAACUGCAGCCUCUUCCUCCACCCUUAACUUGUCCACUACAACACCUACUUAG
Molecule: messenger RNA, 654 nt
Organism: Spirometra erinaceieuropaei
Lineage: Eukaryota; Metazoa; Platyhelminthes; Cestoda; Diphyllobothriidea; Diphyllobothriidae
Source: the annotation of a GenBank genome assembly